Messenger RNA from Chlamydomonas reinhardtii, 2608 nucleotides. RefSeq lists its product as uncharacterized. Gene Ontology annotation, molecular function: holocytochrome-c synthase activity. Lineage: Eukaryota; Viridiplantae; Chlorophyta; Chlorophyceae; Chlamydomonadales; Chlamydomonadaceae. The record is from RefSeq and is a predicted model, not a curated record. The transcript has 7 exons. The coding region runs from base 658 to 1776 and encodes 372 amino acids. Gene Ontology annotation, cellular component: mitochondrion.
UUAAAGUUUGCCCUUGGUCUUCGCUGCAGCACGUGUAGGUUCAUCAGUUCAUCAGUUCAGCGACGUCAAGCUGAACCAUGGCAGAUAUGAUAUUCAAGUACCCAACUAUGAUUAGCUGUGGGGGCUAUUUUCAGAACUUGACCACCAAAAUCCUCGACGUGGCGCCAACAGCCUCCACCAGUUCGGGCUGCACAUAACUGACUUGUUUACCCUGUUACCCCUAUUUAUAUAUAUCCACACAUAUAGAUCGCUCAAAUGAACGUGAAAAUGAACAUUAUCGCCCUUGUCACCGGCACCGUCGUCGGUGCGCUCGCUCGGCGACGAACCGCUAUCUGGCGUAUGCUUUACAGGAAGUUGCAGCUUCCUGUAAGCUCCAAGCAAGCGCCGACAAGGCAAAAAGCCGUCCUGCGAGUGCUUUACCGUUGCCUUCCGACGCGACUGCGGCAUUUACGCGCAAUGAUCUGCAGCUGAUCACGGCCGACGCGACGCCUCACGCCGCCUCUACAAGCGGCGGUACCGCCAGCCCGAGCGCUGGCGAUAGAUGCCACAAGCGCCCGCAGCACCGUCAGCAGCAUCAGUGCCAUUGGCUCGGCCAGCUCGGCAGCCCCUGCAGCCGCCAGCUCGCUGCAUGCUUCGGCUUCUGAGCACACACUGCCCAUGCAUACGAACCCGCUUCAGGUCGCCGCCGCGCUGGCCCCCAAGCUGGAGUCCAGCUCGGACCGCUUCGACGUAUGCACGGGCAGCGGCUCAUCCGCCGGCUCUGGCGACACUGCACUCGGUAGCGCCAGCGAUGGCGCCCUUUCCACCGUCGUCUGUAAGGACAGCAGCAGCACCACCACUACCGACGCCAGCACCGACAGCGGUCAUGUUUGCCCUGACGCCUCCAUGGAGGCACGGUCACCAGGCACUGUAAAGCUAAAGGACGAGGCCUGCAUGGACGACCAGAAGGUCAAGGCCUUCAUCAAGCAGCACGGUCUUACGCUCUGCAUCCCCCAGCGCGAGCUGGGCAAGGGCGCAUUCGGCCACGUGGAAAUGGUGAUCAUCACCCUGCCUGACGGCACCACCGUCAAGGCCGCACGCAAGACCCUGCACGCGUGUGAGACCAAGGGCGCUGUGGCUGCACUACGCCGCAUACUGAACCAGGAGCUGGCAGGGCUGGCUGCUGCCGCGGGCUGCGAGCACGCGGUGCAGUGCCUGGGCUACCGGCUGCCGACUGAUGACGACGAGCGGGCGGAGCUGCUGCUGAGCUGUGCGGAGGGCGGCUCCGUAGAGAACCUGCUGAAUGCGCUGGCCAAGGACCAUUUUGAUCGCAUUGACAACGCGCCCGAGCGCCGGCGCACCGGCAAGAACAAGGACAAGUUUGAGAUGCUGCCGUACCCCGGCAACACGCUCAUGGAUGAGGCUGACCUGAAGGGCAUGCUGCGUGCCAUGGCGCCCGUCAUCGUGCGCCGAGCUGCGAGGUGUGCGCACGACUGGGUGGAUUACUGCUUCGGCGAGGAGGUGCGCUACAACAUCCAACUCUACUUCGUCGAUAACAUGGCUGGUACAUUGCGGGCUUUCGCGAUCGGGGCUCGUCCCGCGAUGGACAGCGUGGAGGCCGCGCUGGACCGCGUCAAGAUGAACAUCUAUCUACCUCAAGUUCGCGGACUGGGGGCUGCCCUGCCCCAUUACAGGAGUGCCGGGCGCAAUGGCGCAGGCGGCGGCGUUUGGCGGCCAGCAGGCGGCCAGCGGCAGCUCGUGAGGGCGGCGCUGUUGGACUGGGGUGAAAGGGCGUAAGGUGCUGUAGGCUUGUGGUGCCCGUUGCAUCUAGACUCAAGGCGUGGGCAAGACAGAUGUCCCUGCAGAAGUGGUAGAGCGCACGCAGCAGCAGGAGCAGGAGGGAAGAGGGCAGGGUUUGGUGGCGACGGCAUGUCGACGGCCAGGUUGGUGGUGGGCAAGGAGCAAGUUAGCAAGCGGCCGGGGCAGGGCCUGUGGGCAUCAGCAGCAACCGCACGCUGCUAUGACAGCGGCAGCACGCAAACGUGUGUGCGCGUGCUGUGUGUAGGUGUAUGUGCGUGAAAGGAAGAUGACAAGCAUACCCGCAGUAUGUGUGUGUAGGCGGGAAUUGACUGAGAAUGGUACCGUAUACGGUAAUGCCGAGGCGGUUGCCCUAGGCGGCAGCAGGGGUUGCAAGUGUGCUCAGGUACUGCGCUGGCUGGUUACUGUACAUGGUGCUCUCUCCGGUCCUUUCAUGGGGGAGGUAGGCUACAGCGGCCGUCUUUUGGGCCCCGGUCAGUGGAAGACCCACAGCUGUAGCAGGUUGUGUCGAGUGUGAGCUGUGUGACAUUCACCUGUUGGUGGCAGGUGGCGGUCAACCUAUCUAUCAUUGCUCGUGUCGGUGAUGCGAUGCUGGUGGUGCUGGUACCUUCAAUCAAGUCGGAGAAACUAGGGGACUGCUGGACUAAUGCUGGAAAGGCUGGCUGUGAGGAGCAGACUGAGCAGCGGCACGCUAGGAAUGGUGUGCGUGUGAAGAGCUACGGUCAGCCAAGACAGCUGGGCUUCGGCGUUACCCACCCAUGAGUCCCCAGUGAAGUAGAUUUGCGCAAGCCUGAUGUAACAGUACCUAACG